AUGACCGAUAACAAAAAUAAAAUAAGUGGAUCUGGAUCUGGUUCCAGAACUCCUACACUUCAACAACAACAACAACAGCAGCAGCAACAACAACAACAGCAGCAACAACAACAACAAAAGCUGCAGCUGCAGACAUUUAACAAGAGGACUAAUGUGAAACGAGCACAAAGUAGCCGCAACAAGUCAAGAAGGUAUGACCACAGGAAUGACCGUGAAUUAAUGCCGUUGGAGUCACAGUUAACCCAGGGCCGCAAAGUGAAUGGAAACAGUCGCAAGAACCAAAUAUCCAUCAAUCACUUGUUAGAUUUCCAGUCGUAUCGCGACACUGAAGAAUACGCGAUAAAUCACCAACGGGACCGGACAAGACGGAGAUCGAGUAGUCACAAGAAAAACCAACCUGCCAAGGUACAUCUUUCCGGUAUGAAAUACAUCAAUGUCAAUUUCAAAUUUGUGGUCGAUUCAAGAGGGGAUUACAAGGUCCAACAGUUGGACCCCAAUGUGCCCAUUGAUGUCAACAAUAUCAUGUCUAUUAUCGCACCAAAAGCUAGUUGUCCCAUCUGCUUAACUAAUGAUAUUAUUGCCCCACGUAUGAUUGUGUCGUGCGGCCACAUUCUUUGUCUUAAAUGUGUCUUGUCGUUAUUGGAGCAAGAAGUCCCCAAAGCAAAGAAACGUGAAUCGGCAGCGAUUGUGGAAAAGUACCGUGAGUGUCCCUUGUGCUUUUCGAUUAUACGUAAACAUGAGUUGAAACCAGUCAUUAUUCAGCACAUUGAUGAAAAAUUUGAAGUGCCUAAAGUUCGCGAUGAUGUUGUUUUGACGUUGAUGAUGAGGGAUCUGCACAAGAUUCUAUCAUUGCCAAAAUCCAUUGCUGUGUCCAAUCAUGUUGCUGAUUUCCCCGACAUAAACCAAGCGGACUUGACGUCGUACCUGAGGAUAUUCAAAGGUGACUACAGCUAUAUGACUUCAAUGUAUGAGGUGGAAAAAGUACAAGUUGUUGCGAACCAUGAAGAAGAAAAGGAGUUGUAUGGCGAUGAUCUGGCGUUGGUACAACAGACUUUGUCCCACAUAGAUCAAGAAAUCGCAGAUUGGAGCUCGAGAUUUGCUACGUCGUUAGAUAGAGAACAUAAACAUGCUAACGCGCAAGACGGUGCAUCUUCUUUGCUUCCAUUACAUCAGACAUUUUACUAUUAUGAAACUGGAUUCAAUGCCGGAUGUACAUAUGUGCUUUCCCCACUAGAUAUGAAGGUUUUGAAAGCCACGUAUUCCAAUUAUGAGAGCUUACCCACCAGUAUUAUUGCCAAGAUUGAAAACAUUCGCUACGAGGAGCUAUCACAGGAAACGUCAAUGACCAAAUAUAAAUAUCUUAGCCAUUUACCAAUUGGUACACAGAUUGGGUUUCUUGAAUGUGAUUGGAACCACAAUGAGUAUGUGUCGCAAGAUGUUUGGGAAAUGUACAAGAAUGACUUGGUUAAACGAUCAAAAAAUUCAAACAAGCGGUUUAUGAGAGAAGAGAGGAAUAGGAAGCGAGCAGAACUGGAAGAGGAACUUAAAUUGAAGCAGUUUUAUAUGGAAGAGAAUGGAUUGGGCAGUGAAGAUUUCCCAAAUCACUCAGGAUCAUUUUCAAGUUAUGAAGUUGGGGUAAGAAACCGAUUCGCGACAUUGUCGGUCAAUGGUAAUGCCAUGCCUCCUUCGUUUUCAGAUAAUCCGUUAUCAACCGAGAGUGAGAAUGAGAUCAACAAUGACGAUGACAGUGGGGUGGCUGACGAAGAACAUGAUGGUGAUAAAGAUGAAUACAUUACGACCGUUUGGGGUACACGGAUCAAAAAAUCACACGACGUCAGUGAUUUACAUGAACUUGCCGUUGAAGACGAAUGGGAUGAUUGGGAUGCCGAUGAGUUGAUUAGGAAGGCACGCGAAGAGAAUAAUGAGAAUUACGGUGAGAGUGAUGGCACAGGAGGAGGAAGCAAUGAUGGUGCUAGUCAUGGGAAAAAGAAGAAGAAGAAGAAAAAGAAGUUGGUGUUAAUGUCAUCGUAA
Molecule: messenger RNA, 2031 nt
Organism: Lodderomyces theae
Lineage: Eukaryota; Fungi; Ascomycota; Pichiomycetes; Serinales; Debaryomycetaceae
Exons: 1
Coding region: 1-2031 (676 amino acids)
Biological process (GO): positive regulation of transcription by RNA polymerase II
Molecular function (GO): metal ion binding; transcription cis-regulatory region binding
Source: RefSeq, a predicted model, not a curated record